Durio zibethinus is the source of this 2523-nucleotide messenger RNA. The record is from RefSeq and is a predicted model, not a curated record. NCBI's taxonomy places the organism in Eukaryota, Viridiplantae, Streptophyta, Magnoliopsida, Malvales, Malvaceae.
AGCCCUUUUUCUCUCUUCUUCUCUUGAAAACAGCUCUAACCGUAGCCUUUGGCCGAUAUUUUCAGGCAAAAAGGAAUUAAAACGAAAAGCCCACAAUGUCUCGUGUUGUAGCCGAAAAUAUAUCGUCCGAUAAUAAUAAUACUUCCCAGUUUUUUCCUCAUUCAAUGGAGAUUAUUGCCGGCGAAUUCUCAACCGCCACUGGAUCUUUACCAACGCUUGGACAAUUACUUAAACAUGUCGGCGAUGUAAGGAAAGAAAACACCGGCGACGAAACUCCGGUCCAUGAAAUUCUCGUCGAUGCCACAGAGCGGCGGCCGAUGCCAUUUGUUCUUUCCUUUAACAACCUUACUUAUAGUGUAAAGGUUCGCUGCAAGAUGGAGCUGCCAGGGUUCUUGAGACGGAGGAAUAGAAGAGCCGCCGCUUCCACCGUCGCCCGCAACCCACUUGCUGGAGAUAGUUUAUUUACCAGGACCAAGACCUUACUUGAUGAUAUCUCCGGGGAGGCUCGAGAUGGGGAGAUACUCGCCGUGCUUGGAGCAAGUGGGUCGGGGAAAUCGACGCUAAUAGAUGCUUUAGCUAAUAGAAUAGCUAAAGGAAGUUUGAAAGGGAACGUGACUUUAAACGGCGAAAUUUUAGAGUCGCGGAUGUUGAAAGUGAUUUCAGCUUAUGUUAUGCAAGAUGAUUUGCUUUUUCCAAUGCUUACUGUCGAAGAAACCUUAAUGUUUGCUGCUGAGUUUCGACUUCCGCGUACUUUGUCGAAAUCCAAGAAGAAAACGAGAGUUCAAGCUUUGAUUGAUCAACUAGGCUUAAGAAACGCAGCUAAAACUGUUAUUGGUGAUGAAGGUCAUCGUGGUGUUUCUGGUGGAGAGCGUCGUCGUGUAUCAAUCGGAAUUGAUAUAAUUCAUGACCCCAUUAUUCUGUUCUUGGAUGAGCCUACAUCAGGGCUUGAUUCGACCAGUGCUUUCAUGGUGGUGAAGGUUUUACAGAGGAUAGCUCAGAGUGGAAGCAUUGUUAUAAUGUCAAUUCAUCAACCAAGUUAUAGAAUUCUUGGAUUGCUUGACAGAUUGAUAUUUUUGUCCCGUGGACAAACUGUUUAUAGUGGUUCACCGACAAACCUGCCGCUAUAUUUCUCCGAGUUCGGGCAUCCGAUACCGGAGAAUGAGAACAAAACUGAGUUUGCUCUCGACUUAAUCCGGGAACUCGAAGGAUCUCCGGGAGGAACAAAAAGUUUGGUCGAAUUCAACAAGUCAUGGCAAAGCAUGAAGCAUACAAGAGACCCUGAGCCAGACCAGCUUGGUUUGUCCCUAAAAGAAGCAAUUAGCGCCAGUAUUUCUAGAGGUAAACUUGUCCCAGGUGCAACCAAUGAUGUCAGUUCAACUUCCUUGGUUCCAAGAUUUGCAAAUCCUUUUUGGAAAGAAAUGGUGGUGUUGUCCAACAGGUCGAUCUUGAACUCAAGGCGAAUGCCGGAGUUAUUUGGCAUCCGUUUGGGAGCAGUUUUAGUAACGGGGUUCAUUUUAGCAACGGUAUUUUGGCAGCUUGAUAAUUCACCAAAAGGGGCACAAGAAAGACUAGGGUUUUUCGCUUUUGCAAUGUCAACGACGUUUUACACUUGUGCCGACGCUCUGCCAGUUUUUCUCCAAGAAAGGUACAUUUUCAUGAGAGAAACUGCUUACAACGCUUACAGGAGAUUAUCUUAUGUUAUAUCAAAUGCGUUGGUAGUUUUACCAGGGCUGAUUUGCUUAUCAGUUGCUUUCGCGGCGACGACAUUUUGGGCCGUAGGCCUUGAUGGUGGAUUUUCAGGAUUCUUAUUCUAUUUGUUGAUCAUGUUUGCUUCAUUUUGGUCCGGAAGUUCAUUCGUCACAUUUCUAUCCGGUGUCGUUCCACAUGUGAUGUUGGGUUACACAAUCGUCGUCGCCAUUUUAGCCUAUUUCUUACUCUUUAGCGGCUUUUUUAUCAACCGUGACCGAAUCCCAGCCUAUUGGAUUUGGUUCCAUUACUUAUCCCUUGUCAAAUACCCAUAUGAAGCAGUUUUACAAAAUGAAUUUGAUAAUCCCACAAAAUGUUUUGUAAGAGGCACUCAAAUUUUUGACAAUUCACCACUUAGAGAAGUUCCAGCCCCUAUGAAAGUGAGAUUAUUGCAGGCAAUGAGCAAUACAUUGGGGAUGAGGAUUACCAGCUCAACAUGUUUGACUACAGGGUCGGAUAUUUUGAAACAAGAAGGGAUAACAGAUUUGAGCAAAUGGAAUUGCUUGUGGAUUACUGUGGCUUGGGGAUUCUUGUUCAGGAUUUUGUUUUAUUUCUCUUUGUUAUUGGGAAGCAAAAACAAGAGAACAUGAAGAAAAAAAAAAAAAAACCCAAACAGGUGAGGAAUUAAGCUUGUGGUUGGUGUAAGAACUGAAUUUGGCAGGGAAAGGAUGAUGUAAUUUGUCUGUUUCUUUUUGUUUUUAAGCUUAAUUUCUUCAAUUGGCUUUGUAAUUUGAUUGUUGAUAGAGCUGAGUUGAUCAGAUUCUGGUGUAAAACUGU